Molecule: messenger RNA, 6880 nt
Organism: Bicyclus anynana (squinting bush brown)
Lineage: Eukaryota; Metazoa; Arthropoda; Insecta; Lepidoptera; Nymphalidae
Gene: krz
Product: beta-arrestin-1
Exons: 14
Coding region: 485-1789 (434 amino acids)
Biological process (GO): signal transduction; G protein-coupled receptor internalization
Cellular component (GO): cytoplasm
Molecular function (GO): G protein-coupled receptor binding
Source: RefSeq, a predicted model, not a curated record
UAACUUGUCAUCCGUCCACCGGAUGCGUGCGCAAUAUUCCCUUGAUUUUGUGGAGUGUGGCGUGAAUGAACAUUAGUGUAAAAGCAAAGGGAUUGUUCACUUGGACCCAAAUUGCAUGUUACGUGCUUGUUUUUUAUCUUAUAUAGUCUCCAGCCCCCGUGCGAUAUAAUUCAUUAACUUCGGUGGAGUGUUUACUAAUGUUGGUCGUGAUUGCGAUAUAGUGGCUGGAUCAGUCGGUAUAAUUUACUGUAUUUUCGCCCAGUACAAUGCGAUGGGCGACUGUUGAUACAGAAUAAAGAAAACUAGACACUCGUUACGUGGGCAGCUACGCGUGAAUGCAGCGCCCUAAAAUACGCACCACGAUAACAGCGCGCCGCCCAGCUGCCUGCUAAACUGGCGGCGCGGCUGCGCAUGCUAGCGUGAGGACUUCUGAGAGCCCUGGAGCCGCGCAGGAGAUAUCUGUUGCGGCGGGCGCCCUGUCACCAUGGACGACGGGGGCAGCAACAAGCAGCGGCAAGCCACGCGCGUCUUCAAGAAGAGCUCGCCCAAUGGAAAGAUCACAGUGUAUUUAGGGAAAAGAGACUUCGUAGACCAUAUCACACACGUAGACCCAAUUGACGGGGUAGUGUUAAUCGACCCAGAAUACGUAAAAGACAGAAAGGUCUUCGGUCAUGUCCUCGCUGCGUUCCGAUACGGACGGGAGGAUCUGGAUGUGUUGGGGCUUACCUUCCGAAAGGACCUCUACCUCGCAGCUGAACAGAUCUACCCAGUGACGAGCACUCCGAAGCGGCCGCUGACGCGGCUGCAGGAGCGCCUGGUCCGCAAGCUGGGCCCCGCGGCGCACCCCUUCUACUUCGAGCUGCCCCCCCACUGCCCCGCCUCUGUCACACUGCAGCCAGCACCGGGCGAUACCGGCAAGCCUUGCGGGGUCGACUACGAACUGAAGGCCUUCGUCGCGGACUCGCAGGAUGAUAAGCCGCACAAGAGAAAUUCGGUGCGGUUAGCGAUCAGGAAGAUAAUGUACGCGCCGAGCAAGCAAGGCGAACAACCGUCGGUCGAAGUCUCCAAAGAGUUUAUGAUGAGCCCCAACAAAUUAUAUCUCGAAGCGUCACUAGACAAGGAAUUAUAUCAUCACGGCGAGAACAUAGCUGUGAACGUUCACAUAGCGAACAACUCCAAUCGGUCCGUGAAACGCAUCAAAGUGUCGGUGCGCCAGUUCGCGGACAUUUGUCUAUUUUCCACCGCCCAGUACAAAUGUACUGUUGCUGAGGCCGAGAGCGAGGACGUGGCCAAGUGGAAAACGUUUAGAUUCCCCCUUAUCGGAUUGUUCAGUAAGAAUAUAAAAAAGUCUGUGGAGGGCUGCCCGGUGGGGCCCGGCUUCACGCUGAGCAAGGUGUUCACGCUGACGCCGCUGCUGGCCAACAACAAGGACAAGUGGGGGCUGGCGCUGGACGGGCAGCUGAAGCACGAGGACACCAACCUCGCCUCCAGCACACUUAUUGCAGAUCCAUCGCAGCGCGAGAACUUAGGCAUUAUAGUACAGUACAAGGUCAAAGUGAAGUUGUGCCUCGGACCUUUGGGCGGCGAGCUGAGCGCCGAGCUGCCGUUCAUCCUGAUGCACCCCAAGCCCGAAGAGGAGUCCCCGCGGCCGGCGCCCGAGCCCACCCCCGACCACGACCUCAUCCAGCUCGACCCGCACCCAGACGAGAACGGUCAAGAGCAAGACGACGACAUAAUAUUCGAGGAUUUCGCGCGCCUCCGGCUCAAGGGCGCGGACGCGGACGCUUGAACGGGCGUCACUGCGCGCACGCACGCAACGCGUUGCGUCCCGGCUCUACUGCAGCGCCUCGUGUGCGCUCUCGACCUUAGGACGGAGCGUCGCUUGGCAUAUCCCGAACCGAUUCAACAGCUCUCGGCCAAGUGACAAGUACAUAAACAAGUACUGAUUGAGAACAACAAAUAAGUUACGAUAUAAUUUCGCAAUUCUACUAAAAUCAUACAAUACAUUGAAAAUAGUAAUUUUCGUUCGAGAUUGGUCGUGAAAGAGAUUUCGAUCGAUAGUAAAUGAGGUUUGUCUUGACGGAGAUUGGACGCGAACGUGUGGAAGAUACGACGAGGAAAAAAUUUCGUACAUAGGGAAUGAAUUUAUGGUUCGCUUGGGCCUUAUAAAAAGGUCUGCAGAAUUUAUGGACAAUUUUAUAAAUGUGGGUAGCACUAAAUUAAUACCCGGAGUCUAGGGACUGUGGUAUAAUUUUGUUAUUUUUUCUGUAUAGUGGCUGAAAAUAGACCCUUAGUCUUUAAUAAUGUCGAUUUUACAACUAUUGUGUCUAUUAUAACGGGUCAUUGUCUUUUUAAAUAUUGUUUUUCUAAAUUAUCUCAAUUGUGAAGUAAAUUUUCUUUAUCCUCGGAAAUGAUUGUAAGUAGAUUUUAGAUGUGUCUAUUCCAUUUCUAUUGACAUUAAAUUUGUACAGAGUAGUUAGCAUGAAAAUAAAACAUUUUUAAAUGCACGUAAUAUAUCGUCGGAAUGCGAAUGAGUUGUAUGGAUAGCCACGCACAAUGUAAAAUGAAGCGUAGUGUACGAACGAAUUUAGUGAAUCAAUGGGACGAUUGUAAAGACACCUAUCAAUAAAAUACGUUAUGCAAUUUUAAAACUUAACAAUGAGUUUUAAUACAGUUUAUUUUUAAUACGCAUUUUUUUGACAAACAACGUUAUAGCAAAUCUUAAAGCUUCAAUGCCUUAGUUUAAAAAUACUUAAAACUGCCGUUUUUAGCUUUUCUGUAAAAAAUAUCACUUGUUACGUUUUAGAAUUGCUCAAUCGAAUAUCCCUGUACAUAUGUUGAGGAUUUGACUCUAACACAUAAUGUACGCCUAUUCAAAUAAAGGAUUAUGUGUCUAGUGAAUAGAGUUUAAAUUUGAUUGUGACGUUUUCGAUCACAAUAUUAAUUAUACGAACAUAAGUUUUGUGUAGGUGUGAGGAUUUAGAUUUUCAACCACGUUUAAUACUGAUACGCAAUGGUGCGAAGUGUGUACCAUUGUCGGACACUAUUUCGGUGGGUGGUCCUCGCCGAACUGUAAAACGUUUGAAUGUGACGCUAUGCUUUACACGCUAGGCCAAUGCAACACGAAACAAGGAUAACCGCUACAACUCUGAGAGUACCUAAGAAUAGCGCAAAACAUAUUAUUAUAAUUAAAAAUUUUAUAUACCUAAUAUUUGAUGUAUAUUAUAUGUGGAAAUUUUAUUUUUGAAUAGUUAUUGAUUAAAUAAUCGAGUACAAUUUUAGGUUUUUAUUCGUUGACGUUAUUUUUUGGCAUUCAUCAUUGUCCGUCUAUACUUUUCUGUAUUAGUGAAUUUAUAGUACAAUGUGUUUGUUAAUGUGCAUUUAUAGAAUAAAAAAAAUGUAUUUUGUAUCUUAAUGUUGUUUACUUUCUCGGGUAGUGGGUGUAUUUAUGAAAUAUUAUUAAAUAUGAGAAUCGUUCAAUGGAAUAUUGAUUCUAAAACAUGUAUUGCACAAAUAUUACCAUUACAUAAAAUAUUUUGUGUAUUUAAUCUUUUGUCGAUAGAAUAUUAUUGCUAAAUAUGAUUUGUUAUUUUAUUUAAAAUUAUACCAAUAUAUCUUCACAGUUAACAAACAGUGGUAUUUUAACAGAUACACGCUGUAAGAUACUACAGUUACCUAACCAAAACGAAUAAUCAUUAAAGAAUAAUUUAAACAAAAUAUUAAACUUUGCUACUGCUAGUUAGUGUGUAAAACCAAAUUUCAGGUGAUUUUAGAAACGUGUUUUGAUAACUUCCAAGGAUAAUAAUUGAAAUGCAUGUUGAAACAACUUUUUGAAAUCACCUAAAAAUUUUAAUUUUUAAAAUAAAUGCCGAACAAUAAAAAAAUCGGCACAAAUGCUUUUUCUUUGACAGUUUUAGAAAUAUUUUUCUGUCAAUUCUAUGAUUUGCAAAUAAUAUAUUCUUGCUGAAAGAACUUGUCAUGAAUAUGUCAAGAAGGCUAAUAAUAUUUUUAUAGCCCCUUCACACUAUCUUAUUCUUUGUCUAGAGAGCCUACCGCCUUACGUAUAACUUACGUGUAGACUGAAAAUCUUCGUACAUUCAAUUGGAAAUAUGUGCAUAUAAUUUUUAAAUAUUACAUGAGCCAUAUUCCUGUUCACCUCCAAGUCAGAAAGACUAUGGUUAGGAAUGGGUACAACAUUCUGCGGUGGGCGGAUAUUGAACCAAAGACCUCGCGGUGUUGAGUUUAUACUAAUGGAAUUAUUAAGAUGUUAUACAUCACAAGACACGGUCUACAGAUGUUCCGAUUCGAUAGAGAAACGUACGCAGAGGGUUUACGGAUCUGGGUGUCAUGACGAUUAGUUUCGUGGGGUUUUGUGGAAAAUAGCAAAACGUGCGCGACGCUAACUCAGUUAAGACAAUUCGUCGAACGCUUCAGCUAGUAGGUACAUGGCUAGUGUGAAGGUUCUCUAAAUCUAUGUACAUUUGUUCCCUGUACAGUAAAUAGUUGUAAAUUAUGUGGCAUCAUUACUUGUAGUCUAAGCUUUUUAAUGCACAACAUAUUUUGAAUAUUAAUGUUACAUCUGCAUAAGGAACAAGUAUUUUAAUAUUAUCUAUUGUUAUUACUUCAUACGUGUUUUUCAUUCAGCGAUCAACCGCCUACAAACGCUUAUAGUCAGAUUUAUAUUAGAUGUGUUCACUUUUGUGUCAUGAUACCUUACAAGUUGGGUCAAAAUGGGUUAUUUGUUUUGUAUAAAGGAUAAAGAUCAUGGUUAAAAAUGCAAUAACUAGAAAUAUUUCAAAGAAAAAUUUUAGUCAAAUGUCUAAUGUACUUUUAAAUAAGACUGUUAUUGAAACAAAUGCAUAGAAUCUUUAUACAAAAUGUAUGAUCGAUCAAUACGAUCUACGAUGUAUCUUAAUGUAAUAUAAAUUUAAAUUGACAGAACUUUAAUGUCGAUAUCGUUUAUCAUUAGAUUAGGUUUUUAUUUUUACCUACAAACACCUGUAGGUUUUAUUAAUAAACCUGCUUCAGUGUUGCCUUUUUACUAUAAUAUCUGUGAGUUUCAGUUCUGUCAAUUUUGUUUGGAUAUAUUUGUGUGUGUGGCAAAAUUAAUGGCAAUAAUAAUGAUAAUUGUUUACAAUUUUUUGCUUGAACACGAAAUUUUAUGAGAGAGUUUGUGAAAUUGUUGUCAUGUAACCUUUAUUAAGAAAAAUCAUCGUGGUCAUGUCUUGUUGCAGCUAUGAAUUUAAUUUGAAUAAGACAACCACAAGACAAAAUAUUUUUUUACAGUUUAUUACCAUUUGUAAAUAUAAUAUAAAUAGAAUACAUGCAUGUGUAAAUGGUUUAUUAGGGUGUGUGUGGGAAGACGUUUGACUACAAGAGAUUGUCCAUAUGAUUUGAAUUAUCUGUCAUUCGACACACACCCUGGCAACACUGCAUACAUAAUUUCAUCUGCCUUUGUGAUAUCUGUAAACUAUAUGGUCAAAAUGUUUUAUAAAAUUUAUCCAACUUAAAUGAGAAAUCAGUUACAAUUUGAAUAUGUCACCGUAAAAUUGUAAAUACCGUUACAUUGUAAUACAUCUCGCAAGAUUGUGAACUUUCGAUAGAUUGGAAGGAUUUGAUUUUAAAUUUGUACGGUCACAAAUAAAAAAAUACCUAACCUAACCAUUGGUUUCUGAGCCAUUCAAGUUCCGGUUCUUAGGAGUAGUAAUAGAGUUCACUAUCUAUCGACAGUUCUCAAUUUUGCGAGAUAGAUUAUAAACUAACGUUAUUUACACCAUUACGGUGAAAUAAACAUAUAAUGAGUUAGAAAUUACUGUAUAAUUAUUAUUAUUUAAUUAAUUAUUUUUAUUUUAGUUUUUAGAAUGUACCUAUGUAAUGUAUACAAUUUUAGUGGUUAUGUAAAUGAAAAUAGGUCAAUAUGUUCAGCAUGCACUUUCAAUAGACAUAAUACAAGUCACUCUAUAUACAAUUAUACAGCAUAAUAUACUCUGUUGGCUUAGGUCAUUUAGAUAACAAAACCUGAAAUAAGUAUGUUUAGUAAAACUACCGUUCGAUUAUUUUAUUCAAAUUUAUUUUUGAAUAUAUUCAUUUUACAUUCAUAAAAAUGUAGGCACUGUUAAUUUUUUUGUUUACCGUUGUACGUUUUGUAAAUUAUCUAAGCCGACAGAGUGUAAAUUCGAUAUGUUGAAUUUAGUGGACAAUUGAAACAACAUAUUAAAACAGCCUUAAUUUUAUUGAAUUAUUUAAUUAACAGGUCUGAUUUGACACAGAAAAAGUGCGGGUACUUUUAUUUUAUUAUUUUUUGACAAAUAUGAAUAUAGUGGGUAGGUAUAAUAUAAAAUAAUUAUUACUUAUUGAUUCCUAUUUCCAAGAAGAAAUCUAUCAAUUCGGUUAUCUAACAUUCAAGUAUCAAAAUGUCUUACACUAGCACCUGGAGAACCCUAAUGUCUGUCAACAAUAAUAUUUUUGACUACUAAGGUAUAGCACAUUGUUUCGUACCAUAGAGCAAUAACCACGCAGAAUUAAUAUCGCUCUUAUUUUCGUUGCAAAGGGACGAAAGAGAGCAAUAUGUAGACAAAAUUAUCUCGUAACGAGUAUCUCCCCUUUUUGUUACCGAAAACCCACUAUACGCGUACUUUUAUACAUAAACCAGAACUGUUACCAAUUGUUUAGUGAAGAAUUAAUUCGAAAGUUUGAUUCAAACUAUGUUUAAAAAUAAACGAACCUACGCAGAAUAGUUGAAGUCCAUAGAGAGUAAGCUAAGUAAAUAGCAAAGCGUUCGAAUGUGGUGAACAUAAAAAUGCGCAGUUACACAAUUUUUUUUUUAAUUUUACAUCGAAAUCUUUUUUGAUGUACUUUUUGAAUAAAUAUGUAAUCUUUA